Molecule: messenger RNA, 1638 nt
Organism: Oryza sativa Japonica Group (Japanese rice)
Lineage: Eukaryota; Viridiplantae; Streptophyta; Magnoliopsida; Poales; Poaceae
Source: RefSeq, a predicted model, not a curated record
CACCACUGCCGCGUACCAAAAUCCCACCGGUUUUAUUGCUCGCCGCACACAGCCGCGUAUAAGAGGCAAAGGGUCCUCGCGGCGCGGCUCCACACGGCUCGGGCACGGGUGAUCUGCUCGUUUUUUUUUUUUACGGGUGUGUUUGUUUCCCUCUGCUUUUCGCGCGCGCGCGCGAGAGAGAGAUGGCGGGACGCGGGCACGCCGCGCUGUGGGUGAAGCUGUACGAGCUUGAGCUGCAGCUCAGGCUCAUGCGCGCCGCGCGCGGGGAGGAGGGCGCGGCGGCUGCGGCGGACGACGACGACGAGGUCGGCGACGUCGCGUCGCGCGCGGGCGCGGAGGGCGCGUGCCGCGGCAGGCAGUACGAUGCCUACAUGCGCCGCCGCGACGCCAGGCGCCACACGACGGGUGGCGUCGCCGCGGCGGCGUCGGAGCGGCAGACGACCCGGCCGCGGGGCGGCGCUCGAGCCGCCGGCGGCGGCGGCGGCGGUAGGUUGAGCCCGCUUGCUCUCAACUGCGCCGCCGCUCAGGUGAAGAGGUCGCCGCCGGGGGUGUCUACUCCGACCACCCCGAGGAAGGAGAGUUCGGCCGUGGUGCUGCCCAGGGCGAGGACGGUGAACACCGGCGCGGCCGCGGCGAAGCCGGCGCACCGGAGGCGGAGCAGCCUCGGGGCGGUGCCGUCCGACUUCGGCGACUGCGUCACGCCGCGGCCGUUCCUCCGGCGCGGCAGCGGCACGGGCGGCGCCACGACGACGACGUCGACGACGCCGCGGCUGCGUGCGCCGCCGACGCCGAGGGUGCACGACGUCCCACCGAUCAGCGACGCGGCCACGGCCAGCCCGAGGCGACCUCCUCCUCCGCGAGACCAGCUCGCGCAGGCGGCGGCGCGUCGCCGCCACCACUCCCGGUCCGUGUCGGAGCUUCCACUCCACCACCACCACACGGCGGCGCUGGACUCCCCGAGGUCGGCGGUGGAGCUGCCAUCGCCGCAGCCGCUACGGGCGAGGAAGCAGUGGGGAAGCCCGGAGACGACGACGACGCCGCCGACGCCGCGGGCGAUCCUCUCCUCCGCCGGCGGCGACUCGCACAAGGAUUUCGCCAAGGGGAUCAAGAAGCUGCUCAGCUUCGUGAGGAAGAGCAGCAGCAAGAACGGCGGCGACCAGCAGCAUUCCCCGGCGCGUCCGGCCGCCGGAAAGCCCGUGAUGGGCACGGGAUGGCCCGCCGCCGCGGCGGCGCCAGCGGUGACAGCUUAGCUCAGCUUGCUCCCGUAUUGAUGGCGCCAUGGCUGCGGCUAGCUUGGAGGUGGUUCGCCAUGACGCAGCCAGCUGGCAUCUUCGGAUGAGGCGUACGUGGCGCGCGUAGGCCACGCGACCCGUGACAAACGCCAUGGAAGGCAUCACCGCAUCACGCAUUGAGGUGGAUCGAGGAAGCUGAUCAGUGGCUACGUUUUCCGCUUGAUCUACGAAUUACGAUGAAGAGUGCCCGUUGAUCGUUGAGUGAUCUGUGUUUUGCUCAAGAAAGUUUGUUUUUUUGGUUGUUUGUUGUUGUGUGUGGUUUUGCACUCCGCUGGUUAAUUUGUACAUAAUGUUGCUUGGAAGAAUCUUUUGGUAAAUCUACUAUCACGGCCAAUGUUUCUUGGUA